UGGGCAGGCAACUGCCACUGCUCAGUGUCACCCGAGCUGUCCCUAGGUAACCCUGGGAGAGCCUUGGCUUCUCAAUGACCAGCCUCAGCUUGAUACUGAUGGACAAAAUUGUAUGGGCCAGAGGCAGGGAUGGUCGGCUAUGACCCCAAAGCAGAUGGCAGGAAUAACACCAAAUUCGAGGUGGCAGUGGCUGGGUCUGUGUCUGGACUUGUCACCAGGGCGCUGAUCAGUCCCUUGGACGUCAUCAAGAUCCGUUUCCAGCUUCAGAUUGAGCGCCUGUCUCCCAGCGACCCCAGUGCAAAAUACCAUGGGAUCCUACAGGCCAUGAGGCAGAUUUUGCAGGAAGAGGGCCCAACGGCAUUCUGGAAGGGACACAUCCCAGCCCAGAUUCUCUCCGUAGGCUAUGGAGCUGUCCAAUUUUUGUCAUUUGAAAUGCUGACGGAGCUGGUCCACAGAGACAACGUGUACGAUGCCCGCGAAUUCUCUGUGCACUUUGUGUGUGGCGGACUGUCUGCCUGCAUGGCCACCCUCACUGUGCACCCUGUGGAUGUUCUGCGUACCCGCUUUGCCGCUCAGGGCGAGCCCAGGGUCUAUAAAACCCUGCGGGAUGCCGUGGUGACCAUGUACCGGACUGAGGGCCCCUUCGUUUUCUACAAGGGCUUGGCUCCCACCUUAGUCGCCAUCUUCCCCUACGCCGGGCUCCAGUUCUCUUGUUACAGCUCCUUGAAGCACAUGUAUGAGUGGGCCAUGCCAGCUGAAGGAAAGAAAAACGGGAACCUCAAAAACCUGCUUUGUGGCAGUGGAGCUGGAGUCAUCAGCAAGACCUUGACAUAUCCCUUGGACCUCUUCAAGAAGCGGCUGCAGGUUGGCGGGUUCGAGCAUGCCCGAGCUACCUUUGGCCAGGUGCGGAGAUACAGGGGCCUCCUGGACUGUGCCAUGCAGGUGCUGCGAGAGGAGGGCCCCCCAGGCUUCUUCAAGGGCCUGUCCCCCAGCCUGCUGAAGGCUGCCCUCUCCACGGGCUUCAUGUUCUUCUGGUAUGAACUCUUCUGCAACCUCUUCCACUGCAUGAAGCAUGUAGACCUCCGGCGCUGAGGAAGGAAGGAUCGAGGUCUUCCCCGGAGGUGACUUCCCAAGAGAAGGAAGCCUGGGUCCCCGCUGAGAGGUGCUGCCUGGCCCAUCCUGCAGGCCAGGCAUCUGAGCAGAGCAGCAGCCUUGAACCCCCUGGCUGGACACCACCAAAGGGUGAGGGCUUUCGCCAUGUGGGAACACAGGGCGAAUGCAGGACUUGGUCUGUGGGAAGCCAACAGCAUGGUGAUAAGGAGCUUGAAGUUGCUGCUUCUCCUCUGUCCAGCCCAAAUGUCAAAGGAAACAGGUGGCAUCUUAUGCUUCUCAGCCCCACCUGUCAGGGGAACGCACCUGGUUCACGCUGGGGCUGCGGCUUGAGUGCAGAGGGUGGCCGGCAGGUCCUUUGCAGGAGUCUGGUCCUCACACGUGGCCUGUUUUUCUCCCAACUUAUUUAAUAGACAUUAAAGCUAAAUGCACAUUCCUUA
Carlito syrichta (Philippine tarsier) is the source of this 1550-nucleotide messenger RNA. RefSeq names its product solute carrier family 25 member 19 (gene SLC25A19). Gene Ontology annotation, biological process: thiamine pyrophosphate transmembrane transport. Lineage: Eukaryota; Metazoa; Chordata; Mammalia; Primates; Tarsiidae. The transcript is spliced from 7 exons. Gene Ontology annotation, molecular function: thiamine transmembrane transporter activity. Bases 130 to 1092 code for a protein of 320 amino acids. Gene Ontology annotation, cellular component: mitochondrial inner membrane. The record is from RefSeq and is a predicted model, not a curated record.